GCACUCCUACACACACUUACACACAGUCACUCACUCUCUCUCACUCAAGUCAUUCUCAGCCACAAGUACAGACAAGCACCGUGUUCCAGUCCAGCUGGAGAGAGAAGCAUCGCAAGGUGCACACAUCGCAGGACAGGACACUGGCUGACUCUGCAGCUGGAAAGAAGGACACAAGCCAAAAGGAACAGAACAAGGAAAACAACAGAAAAUAACAGAUGACUUUUGGCAAUGGAAUUACAAAAUAAAUAGUUUUUGGGGACAUAGUGAGUAAAUAGAGGCUGAGAGAGAAAGAAGAGGAGUUUAUCAUUAGACAGACAAGUAAAGAGGCCAACUCAUCUGUGACAGAGGGCUGGUUGGAAGCCCAGGUUCCUCUCUGCUCUGUUGACUGGUCCUCAGUGACAGGGUCUGCUACUUCCUUGAUCAUCACCCCUUCCCACCUUCAGAGAGAGAGACCACUCGACGGGACCACACAGCCUGGGUCUCCAGCCAGCCAGCAUGCUUACUGCCUGUGCAAGGUGCACCUUGGGAGUCUGACCCACCAUGUGCAGAUGGAAGCCACCCGUCGCCGGACUCAGUCCUGACCUCGCUGCCAUUGGCACUGCCCACACCGGGCUUCCGCCCCUGCCCAGCGCUGCCUCCCUCCGCCUGGUGUGCCUCACCCUGCUGCUGGUGGCUGGCACGGCUCUGGGGGGCUGCCCACCUGGGGUAGGGCAUGAGCCCCUCCAAGUACUGGCGAGGGGCAUUAACUGCUCAUGGACACUGGAGCGGCACACACGCAGUUACAAUCACCUAGAGGGCGACGUCCGACUACGGCGUCUCUACUCCGCCAACAAGUUCUUUCUCUGUAUCGACAAAACGGGCAAGGUGGACGGCACCAGACGGAAAAACUACGCUGAAAGUCUAAUGGAAAUCCGAUCUGUCAGUGUGGGAGUCGUCGCCAUCAAAUCAGUCAGCACCGGGCUGUACUUAGCCAUGUCCAAAAAAGGCACACUCUUUGGAUCGGUGAAGUACAACCCUAACUGUAAGUUCAAGGAGCGCAUCGAGGAGAACGGCUACAACACGUAUGCCUCCCUGCGCUGGAAACACGGCGGCAGGCAGAUGUUCGUAUCUCUGAACGGCAGGGGGAAGCCCCGGCGAGGUCACAAAGCCCGGAGGAGACAUCCCUCCACUCACUUCCUCCCCAUGCUGCCCUUAUAGCUGGACAACUGGACUCAUGCUCUGCAGCCAGUCCCUCCUACUAGUGUUGUGGUUAUCAAGAUAACUAUGAAUACAAUUAUGAUGAUGAUGAUUAUUAUAUCCAUACCCUCUCCCAUAUAUGUACAUUUGUUGGGGUUGUAUAAACUAUUUUGUUUGUCGAGAUCGCCUUGGGGGCAUAAUACAGUAAGUUUAAGUUAUUCAACCCCCCCCCCUUUAGUGUAAGGUCCAGAAAUAAAGCUGCUAAUAUUGUGUAAACAGUAUGUCUAUUAUUAUUAUGAUCGAUUAUCAAGCCAAGGGAUAAUAUUGAUGAUGCUCUUCUGUGUCAAGGAGUCAUUUUGACACCACCGUCCUCUGAGAAAGUGUGUAAUUGAAACAUAUCCUCCCUCUAAAGGGUACGAGUAUUGUAUAUAUAUAUU
This is a messenger RNA of Coregonus clupeaformis (lake whitefish), 1613 nucleotides long. Its product is annotated as fibroblast growth factor 10-like. The transcript is spliced from 3 exons. Gene Ontology annotation, cellular component: cytoplasm. Gene Ontology annotation, molecular function: fibroblast growth factor receptor binding; growth factor activity. The coding region runs from base 541 to 1197 and encodes 218 amino acids. NCBI's taxonomy places the organism in Eukaryota, Metazoa, Chordata, Actinopteri, Salmoniformes, Salmonidae. Gene Ontology annotation, biological process: fibroblast growth factor receptor signaling pathway; cell differentiation; regulation of cell migration. The record is from RefSeq and is a predicted model, not a curated record.